AUGGCUAGAAAGGGUUGUAGAGAAUUUCAUAUUGGUGAUGAAGAUAUAAUACAGCUGCUGAUGGCGGAUAAUAGCGACGAAGAAGAUGACCUACAGUUAGACGAAGAAGACCAACAGUUUAUUGAACAAGAUGUAGAAAAUGGGACUGCUGUAGUUGUUAUUGAAGAUUCCGUUUCAAAUGAACGGGACCAGAACAAUCAAAGCGCGUUAUCUUCUUCUUCAGAAACUAUCCCUAUUUUCGGUUGGAGAAAGAACUCAUACGUACCACACGAGUUUCAUGAAAGUGAGUAUGAAUUUGGGCGUAUAAAUAUACUCUCUGACCGGCAGGGCAUGUUGUUACCAAUGGAGAUUUUCAUGGAAGUUACACAACUUGAUCAAUUAGUAUCUGAUAUCAUAGUAAAAGAAAGUAUCAAAUAUGCACAACAGAAUGGCAGACCUUUUACUGUUAGUUUUGACGAAAUGAAGGCGUUUUUGGGCAUGAAUUUUGUUAUGAGUUACCAUGUUUUGCCAACCAUUAGAAAUUACUGGUCAACUGAUGAAGACAUGAGUGUCCCGUUCGUCGCUAAUGUUAUGCCUAGAACUAGGUUUGAGCAAAUUCGUCAAAAUCUACACUUUAGUGAUAAUGAUAAUAACCGGCAAUCAAACGAUCGAGCAUACAAAAUUAGACCCGUUAUGCAACACUUCAAUUUAUGUUUUCAAGCAGCAAUGAAUAACUCAAAAAGACAAUCUAUUGAUGAGCACAUGAUCAAAUUCAAAGGGCAUAACAUAAUGAAACAGUACAUCAAAAAUAAGCCAAUAAAAUGGGGGUUCAAGAUGUGGUGUCGAGCCGAGUCUUCAACAGGUUACUUGUACCAAUUUGAUCUGUACACGGGCAAAAAAACAAACACCGAAGUCGGACUUGGCGAGUCUGUUGUUCUAAGUCUAUCGGAACAGCUAAAGGGUCUAGGUUGCGAAGUGUAUUUUGAUAAUUUUUUCAAUUCGCCUGCUUUACAACAUAAACUAAUGACUCAGAAUACAAAAGCAUGUGGUACUGUUCGCACAAAUAGAAAAAGCGUGCCCAAAUCAUUGCCGACGGAUAAAAGUAUGCAAAGAGGUAACAUUUAUGCUGUAAGUUCAAAUGGAAUAACAUUUACCAAAUGGAUGGAUACUAAAGCAGUUCACAUGUUGACAAAUUUUAUAUCCCCAGUGCAGACUAGUACAAUAAAGAGGAGGCAAGCAGGAACUGCCCAAAAAAUAAACGUUACUUGUCCGGAGGUAGUUAUGCAAUAUAACAAAUACAUGGGUGGUGUGGACCUCAUGGACCAGCGCAAAGCCUGUUAUGAAGUUGAUCGAAAAGCAAAAAUUAAAUAUUAUUUGCGCCUAUUUUUUGAUAUGCUAGAUAUUGCCAUGAAUAAUGCGUAUCUAGUCUACGUAAAGUUGCAUGAAGCUCACCGAGUGGAAGGGCCACUUUUGACUAGUCUAGAGUUUCGCCAGCACAUAGCACGGGGUCUAAUAAAUAAUUUUACAUGCAGGCAGCGAUCUAGGCCAACUUUAGUGUCCUCUGAAAAGUUACGUAUUGGCAACAAACGCAACUUACCAGCUCAUAAUAUGCAAAAAGCUGAGAAAAUGAAAAGGUGUGUCAACUGCGCUAAACGGCGCAUAGAAAAUAGGACAUAUAAUAUAUGUGUCAUGUGCAAUGUACACUUAUGUUACACAAGUACCCGAAAUUGUUUCGCGGAGUACCACAACUAA
Messenger RNA from Amyelois transitella, 1731 nucleotides. RefSeq names its product piggyBac transposable element-derived protein 4-like. Lineage: Eukaryota; Metazoa; Arthropoda; Insecta; Lepidoptera; Pyralidae. The record is from RefSeq and is a predicted model, not a curated record. The transcript has a single exon. Bases 1 to 1731 code for a protein of 576 amino acids.